AACACUGGCCAAUGAGUUGAUUGCGCAAUGUUUUCUAUUGACGUUAAUCUUUAUAAACCAGGAAGAAGUAGCCUACUCUGAUAUUAAUGCUACACGAACGUUGAAACGGUGUGAUUUUAUCUCCAGGACCAGUAAAAGGAAACCAUUGAAAACUAGCCUAUCACAUAUGUCAAGGAGCCAAAAUGGUGACCUGCUGUGGAUUGGUAACUGUCAAGAAUGAACCAGUGCCUCUGAAGAGUAUUGCUGUGGAAGUGAGUGUGCAGGGGCAUGUGGCCACUGUGAGCUCCACUCUGCAGUAUGAGAACCAGGAGCAGAGCCCUCUGGAGGCCAUCUUUGUUUUCCCUCUGCCGGGAGAGGCUGCUGUCUGCAGGUUCAGCACAAAGAUAGGACAGACUGAGGUGGUGGCUGAGGUUCAGGAGAAACAGAAGGCACAGGAGCAGUAUGAUGAUGCAUUGAGUUCGGGCCAGCAGGCCUUCCUAUUGGAGGAGAGUGAUGAGAGCCCGGACGUGUUCAAGCUGAGUGUGGGCAGUCUGCCUCCAGGGGAGAAGGCCUCUGUCAGCCUGGACUAUGUGACAGAGCUGUCUGUACAGGCUGACGACGGCCUGAGGCUCUGCCUGCCCGCCGUGCUCAACCCCCGUUACCAACCCCAGGGGUCAGACAGUGGUAGUGGUGGCAGUGCCCAGGUGUCCUCGGUGCCCGCUGGUUCUGUCCCCUACAGUCUGUCCCUCAGUGCCCAUGUGUCGUCCCCUCAUCCCAUCUCUAGAGUAGAGUCCAACUGUCCCCUGGACCCACUCAACUACCUCAACACAGAGAAAACCCAAGCCACGGUCAGUCUGGCUGCAGGUCAUCAGUUUGACCGGGAUGUUGAGCUGUUGUUGUAUUACCAAGACACCCACCAGCCUACUGCUAUAGUAGAGGCAGCACAGGCUUCUGCCAAGCCAGGCACUCUGAUGGGUGACCCAGUGGUCAUGCUGAGCUUGUACCCAGAGUUCCCCAAGGAUGUGAUGUCAUCUAUGACCUCACACGGGGAGUUCCUGUUCGUAGUGGAUCGCUCUGGCAGCAUGGAAUGCCCCAUGCACCUUGGGUCUGGGUCACAGGACCGUAUUAGCAGUGCCAGGGAAACUCUGCUGCUCUUGCUGAAAAGCCUGCCCAUGGGCUGCUACUUCAACAUCAUCGGCUUUGGGUCCAGUUAUGAGUCCUUCUUUCCUAAGAGUGUGGAGUACAGCCAGAAGACUAUGGAUGAGGCUCUGCAGAAGGUGAAAGAAAUGAGGGCUGACCUGGGAGGUACAGAGAUCCUCCAGCCUUUAAAACAUAUCUACAGCCAGCCCUGCCUCCCUGACCAGCCCAGACAGCUCUUCUUGUUCACUGACGGUGAGGUGGGGAACACCAAGGAAGUCCUGGAUCUGGUGAAGACGAAUGCCGGUUCUCACAGGUGUUUCUCCUUUGGGAUCGGGGAGGGGGCCAGCACUGCUCUCAUUUCUGGAGUGGCCAAGCAGGCCAGAGGGCACGCACAGUUUAUCACAGGACAGGACAGGAUGCAGCCCAAAGCGAUGCAGUCUCUCCGGUUUGCCCUGCAGCCAGCUGUGGUGGACAUCUCAGUCAAGUGGAAUGUCCCAAAGGAGGUGUCUGUCACCCCUCUGUCUCCACCAAUCAGAGUGCUCUUCCAGGGCCAAAGGGCACUUCUGUAUGCCCAGCUCACUGGGGAGAGCUCGGGGGACACAGAGGGCUCGGUGACAGUGAAGUACAGUCUGGCCAAGCAGCCUGUUGAGAACCAGCUGAGCUUCAGUCUUAAGCCUACAGAGGACACUGGAAUGACCGUCCACAGGCUGGGUGCUCGAACCCUAAUCCAAUCCCUGGAGGUGGAAGAGAGGGAGCAGGAUGGUGGGAAGGAGGGAGUGAAAGAGAAGGUGAUAGAGCUCAGCGUCCAAUCAGGAGUGAGCAGUGCCUUUACUGCCUUCAUCGCUAUCCACAAAGGAGAUGGAGAGGCCCUGCAAGGACAGCUGCUACGCAGACAUGUCCCCACACCAAUGUUGUAUCACAGCUCCAUGCUCAUGAUGCAGUCGUGUGCUAUGGCUCGGCGCAGCCCCAUGGUGAUGGCGUGUAGUCUGCAGAUGAAUAUGAGUGCCCCAGGCAAGUUAAAGUUGAGCAAAAAGAGUAAACGUAAAGCUUUGGAUGCUUUACAAGGAUUCGGCUAUGACGACAACUGUUCUGAAGACUUUGACUCUCCAGCCCCAACCUCUAAGCCUGUGAGGGACCCUCUCCUCCAGCUGAUCUCCCUUCAGAAAGCCUCUGGUUCCUGGGUCCUAGAGGCAGCAUUGGCUGAGGUGCUGGUGAAGACAGAGGAGGAGGUGUCCAAGCCAAAGCCUGCACAGGUGGACCAGGAGGUGUGGGCCACGGUUCUAGCCCUGGUAUGGCUCUAUGGUUUCAAGAUGGAGGCUCAGGAGGAGUGGCAGUUUCUGGCCAUGAAGGCAGUAUCAUGGAUCCAGGCUCAGAAAGUGGCCAGUGUGUCUGAGUGUGUCCAGGCUGGAAACACCCUUCUGGGUUGCCAAGUGCAGAAAGACACCCUGGGGCUCUGACAUGUUCACCCUCCCAGUCCUCAAUCUGUCCCCCAUACGCCUGCUACUCUACCUGGGGUGAGAUUUUCACACAACCCUGCCUGCUCCUAGUCCCCUACUCCAAGCAAACUGGUGGAGCUAGCAACUGUAUCUGCCUAAACAAGCCUAAUUAUCAACGUAUUGCCUAUAUCAGCCUAUUGUCAUUUACUGUUGGGACACUUAUGUAUCUCAAUGUAUUAGUUGUUAUUAACAUAUCAACAUUCAUCUACGUGUGACGUAUACAGCUAAACUUGUUUAGACUUUGCUUUGGUUAUCAAUUCCAUAUAGACUACUGGAAACAAUGUGUAUGCAGUACUUGUCAUCACUAACCAAAAUGCUUGGUAAAAGGCCUUAUUAUUGUAUGUAUGCAUUAUCCACAUAUAUGAGGCCAAAUGCAUGCAGGGAGAAGUUGUGGAUAAUAUGAAAAGCCAGAUGAGUGCCAAUCUGGGUGCCUUUACUGUGUGAUCAUGUAACACUGUCUCUGUAUUCAUGUAAUUCCUCAUAUACAUUACAGUUCAAAAAUUUGGGGU
This is a messenger RNA of Oncorhynchus mykiss (rainbow trout), 3124 nucleotides long. The record is from RefSeq and is a predicted model, not a curated record. Lineage: Eukaryota; Metazoa; Chordata; Actinopteri; Salmoniformes; Salmonidae.